This is a messenger RNA of Dermacentor andersoni, 1130 nucleotides long. The record is from RefSeq and is a predicted model, not a curated record. Lineage: Eukaryota; Metazoa; Arthropoda; Arachnida; Ixodida; Ixodidae.
GUAUGGAUAAAGAGGAGAAAUAAGAGCACGCGCACUGACAGCGCGUGAGCUUCUGUUCCACCGUGACGCGUGGCACAAGAGUAGCCCGUCUCUGCCCUGUCUCUACCAGUCCAGGCCUCGCCUCGGAACGCCGCUGAACCGAAUGACGAGCACUUCCUGCAACUUCGCUGUUAUGGGGACAAGCCAGGGCGUCGAACAGCAGCAGCAGCUGCAACACAGCAACCAGAUUGGCAGCACAGUAGAUGGAGCUCAUCGAGCACAUAGCCAUAAACGUGAAGACACGGGCUACCGGAUGAAUACCGGCAACGGCGUCUGCAACUUCGGCGCAGCGCGGUCUGCUACUGUGCUGGUCUUCUGUGUAACGCCGCCUUCGAUCACUGGCUUUCCUGGGCUGCCGUUUCCAUCUUGCCUACGGCGCCAUUUCGUAGACGAAAGUGGCAGUUUCUUCGGCACUGUCUACUGUCCAGAGCUCGGCGACUGUACGAACUCGGCUUCCAAGGCAAAUCAACUCGGCGCGAUUACGACAUCAGCGUCGUCCUGCGCACGAAAUAUGCUCGAUUCCGGAUGCAGUGCCCGGGGCAGCGAGCUCUCAGCCCGAGAGACCGGAGAGUUCUCAACGGAUGAAACGCAUGCUGGCUGUGAUAACGACAAUAUCGAUGCACUGCUGUGCGCGAAGGACGCAAAGAAGCACUGCAACGCACUGCUGGACCCUCUGGUCGUCGAGCAUGGUUUGUGGGAAGACCUCCAGGGCGCCCAUUGCGAGCGUACGGUAGCAGCCUACGGAACAGUGUCCGUAAACAGGUCUCCCACGGCCCAUGCCAUCUUUGUUGGCCGCGCUGUAGAGGUGGUGAACUUCUACAACCACUGAACGGCAGCUGCGACUUCCUCGGCGGUUGCAGCAUCGAUGCGACCUCAUACCGUCUGCCAAAUGCGCAAACGUUGAUUGGCCGAAGGAAGCCGGCUAGCGAAGAUAUUUCAGGCCCUCAACCACGGCGCGGCUUAUCUUGCGGACGCUUCUGAAACUUAAAUCGGUGGCCUAGAGGCCCCGCGCCUCUCUCGUAAAUAUUAUAGUUGUGGUAGUAAUGAAUAAUGUUAUAUAAACAAAUAAAUUAUAUUGUUUGCGCGCGUAA